Stegastes partitus (bicolor damselfish) is the source of this 5571-nucleotide messenger RNA. It is a transcript of the gene eif2ak3, whose product is annotated as eukaryotic translation initiation factor 2-alpha kinase 3. Gene Ontology annotation, biological process: eiF2alpha phosphorylation in response to endoplasmic reticulum stress. Gene Ontology annotation, cellular component: nucleus; cytoplasm. Bases 146 to 3472 code for a protein of 1108 amino acids. Gene Ontology annotation, molecular function: eukaryotic translation initiation factor 2alpha kinase activity; protein binding; ATP binding. NCBI's taxonomy places the organism in Eukaryota, Metazoa, Chordata, Actinopteri, Pomacentridae. The record is from RefSeq and is a predicted model, not a curated record. The transcript has 18 exons.
GAAAGGGCGUUUUGCAAGGCACCGCGGAUUUUUCUGUGUUGUAGCAAGUUUUCUUUUUGCACUUUAAGUUUCUUUUUUUUAUGUGCAGAUUUACAAGGCCAGUGGCAUGUAAAUCUCAUAUUUCACUAAUGUGCCAGUCUUACAAAUGGAAAGGGGGCUUCACUUUGGAAACGUGAGCAUUUCCCUGGUGCUCCUGCUGUUGCUGAAAGCGCUCAUCGGAAUCGGGACCUCGCGAGCUCAGGGCUCCGCCAUCGGGAGGGAGCCGCAGACCGUCGCCGCCGUCACCAACUGGGGUCCGGGCUCGACCUCGGCGGAAGAUGGUGCGAGAGUCAUGGAGCGCGGCUUGGAGAACGUAGGCAGCCCGGUGAUCGGAGCGGACGUUACCGUGGAGGACGACGACAACGGGUCGGCGGGGGAGACCGAGGAGUCGUACGGAGAAAGUAACGGCAGCGUCCGACCGACCAGGUCUCUAGUGAUCAUCAGUACCCUGGAUGGACGGAUCUCGGCUCUGGAUCCCCACAACCAGGGCAGGAAGCAGUGGGACCUGGACGUCGGCUCAGGGUGCUUGGUGUCCUCCAGCCUCAGCAAGCCUGAGGUGUUUGGCAAUAAGAUGGUCAUCCCUUCACUGGACGGUGCCUUGUUCCAGUGGAACCGGGACAGGGAGAGUAUGGAGGCAGUGCCUUUCAGCGUGGAGUCCCUGCUGGAGUCGUCCUACCGCAUCGGAGAGGACACAGUUCUGGUCGGGGGCAAAUCCCUCACUACCUAUGGCCUGGGGGCUUACACCGGCAAGCUCCGCUACAUCUGCUCGGCGGGGGGCUGCAGCCGCUGGGGGGAGGACGAGGUGGAGGCCGAGGAUGUUCUGCUGCUGCAGAGGACUCAGAAGACUGUCAGAGCCAUCAGGCCUCGAUCAGGGAUGGAGAAGUGGAACUUCAGUGUCGGAAACUUUGAGCUGAAACUUCUCCCCGAGAUGCAGCCUGGAAUCAACUUCCUGGAGGGAGACGUGGUGAACGGCGAAACCUGGAAGGAGAGUCAGCGGGUCAUCACCGACGAGCCCAGAGAGAGGGAGCAAAAGGAGAACCAGCAGAACCAAAACCACCAUUUGGACCUCGUCAUCAAAGUGUCUGUUCCCGACUGGAAGGUCAUGGCCUUCAGCAGCGAGCCUGGCGGGCAGCUGGUCUGGGAGCGUCAGUUCUGCACCCCCAUCGCCUCGGCCUGGCUGGUGGGAGGCGGCAAAGUCACGCCGAUCAGCCUGUUCGACGACACCGGCUAUAGCAACCAGUCCGAAACUGAUGAAGAGGAGGAGGAGGAUGAUCCGGAGAAGGCCCGGAGAGCUGCAGAGUCCAGUGUUUACCUCGGGAUGUACCAGGGACAGCUCUACCUCCAGUCUUCAGUCAGGAUCACUGGGAAGUUCCCCACCAAAGCCAUUGGGUCAGAAAAGGAUAUAAUUCCACUGCCCACUGUCAAAUGGAAACCUCUGAUACAUUCUCCGUCUCGGACUCCGGCCCUGGUCGGCUCCGACGAGUUUGACAAGUGUCUGAGCAACGACAAGUUCUCCCACGACGAAUACAGCAACGGAGCCUUAUCCAUCCUCCAGUAUCCGUACGACAACGGCUACUACUUCCCCUACGGCAAGCGCUACCGGGAGAAACGCGACAGCGCCGUCAGCGUGAUAAAGGGCACCGGGGUGGACGGCGACCCUCGCAGGAGGAAGGACCCGGUGCUGCUGCUGCCCUGGUGGAAGGAGAUCCUCGGCACCAUCGUCUUCUGCAUCGUCGCCACCACCUACAUCGUCCGCAAGUUCUUCCACCCUCCGGCUCCCGUGGCCUAUGUGAGGCAACGGAAAGAGUCGGAGACACAGUGCCAGACGGACAGCAAGUUUGACCUUGAAGUUGUGGAAUCCAAAGAGCCGGUUGCCAUGGAGACCCGUUCCAACGAAUAUGUGUCCAGGUACCUGACAGACUUCGAGCCGGUGCAGUGCCUUGGCCGCGGGGGGUUCGGCGUUGUGUUUGAAGCCCGCAACAAAGUGGACGACUGCAACUACGCCAUCAAAAGGAUCCGCCUGCCCAAUAGGGAGCUGGCCCGCGAGAAGGUGAUGCGAGAGGUGAAGGCCCUGGCAAAGCUGGAGCACCCGGGGAUUAUCCGCUACUUCAACGCCUGGCAGGAGAGCCCCCCGGAGGGCUGGCAGGAGGAGAUGGACCAGAGGUGGCUGAAAGACGCCAGCACCACUGACUGGCCAAUGAGCUUCCUGGAACACAUGGAGGCGCUGUCGGUCAAGGUCCCAGUGUCCAGCUCCGUGUCUCCGGUCCCAGGGCCCGAUGGCGACGUCCUGGCGGCCUCCGUCGAUGCCCGAGCCCUCCUCUCCAGCAGCGGCGGCGGAGGUGCCGUGAGCUUCGGCGUGGACGACGGAGACCUGUCAUUCCAGCCGCUGCUGGGCCACGACAGCCUGAUGUCGGAGCGGGACAGCCAGGCCGACCCUGACGCCUCAGACACCCCCCACUCCUUCGAGCUGUGCCCGCCACGGGGCCCCAGCGACUGCACCUCCUCCUCCUUCGACAUCGUGUUCGAGGACUCGGGCUGUGAUCGGGACGCCGACGCCGACACCGACUCCAGCGCCGCCAGUCCCAGCACGGCGACUGAGAAGAACAGCUCGUCUUCCUCACACACCCGGCGGCAGGAGUCGGUCCCGCCUUCGUCGUCCUCCCCUCCCCGGCCGACCUCGCUCACCCUGGCUCUGCCCACGACGCCGCCCACACAGAGGGUCCAGCCUUCCCCAAAGGUGUAUCUGUACAUCCAGAUGCAGCUCUGCAGGAAGGAGAACCUGAAGGACUGGAUGGCUCAGCGCUGCCUGCCGGAGCAGAGGGAGCACAACCAGUGUCUGGACAUCUUCGUCCAGAUCGCCGAGGCCGUCGACUUCCUGCACAGCAAGGGGCUCAUGCACAGGGACCUCAAGCCCUCCAACAUCUUCUUCACCAUGGACGAUGUGGUGAAGGUGGGAGACUUUGGCCUGGUGACGGCGAUGGACCAGGAGGAGGACGAGGACGAGCCGAGCGCCCUGACGCCCGCCCCGCUCCUCACCCGCCACACCGGCCAGGUGGGCACCAAGCUCUACAUGAGCCCUGAGCAGCUCUCUGGGAACUCGUACUCUCACAAAGUGGACAUCUACUCUCUGGGUCUGAUCCUGUUUGAGCUGCUGUAUCCGUUCAGGACCCAGAUGGAGCGAGUGAGGACGCUGACAGAAGUGCGAGCGCUGUGCUUCCCAGAGGUUUUCUCCAGGAACAACGUGCAGGAGCUGAGCAUGGUGCGCAGCAUGCUGUCGCUGAGCCCCAGCGAGCGUCCAGAGGCGGUCGACAUCACCGGGACUCCCCUCUUCCAGGAGCUGGAGCUGCCGUGCCGCCUGGCCAUGAGGCAGCGCUCCCGCACCUACAGCGCCUCCUCCAUGGGCCGGCCCUCGCGCCAGACCUCCGCUACCUAAACAAUCCCAUCAUGCAAUAUGUGAUGAAACCCCCCCAACCUCCGCCCCUGUUUUCCCUCCCUGCCGUCGCCGCCACACUCUGCCUCAGAUAAACCACUUUAAACGCCGGCGGAGGCGACACGUGUGCCUCCUGCUCGGUACAAACACACACAUGCCGUUACUCACCACCAUGCUGCCCUGCUUCUCAAUUCGCUUCGUAACGUUCACGACCAGACUCGGCUCAAGAUGGGAGGGGGAUCAGCGGGCGUUUUAAACGCAGACUCAAGUAGUCGUUUGAUUAGUUUAUUUCUUUUUAAACCUGUGAUCGUCCUAAACAGCACACAGCUCCGACCUUCCACCCCCGUCUGGUCCCCACAUGCUGCUUCGCUCCCACCAAUCAGCCAGUGUUCACCCACUCACCCACUCACUCAGUCACUCAGUCACGCUACACCUCAGGUAUCAAAACCAAGAGGACACUCCGAAGGGGCCUUUGAUGCUCGAUCAUCCAAACGGUGUUCCGACACCCGAUAAUGCCUGAUUUGGGAGACCAAAAAAAAAAAAAAAAAAAGAGACCAUCUGUUGUUUUUUUUUCUUUCUGUUUCUUACUAAACGAGAGAAGGUGACGUAUUGAGAAGUCCAUCAGAUAUGACUUGCCUUUAGAAGGGGGCCUGCGAGCCCCUCUGGAUGAAUGCUCAUGUCUUUAUGUGCCCGACAGGGACAGUGAAGGGGUGAAUGUGAGUUUCUUAAAGCCAGUACUUGGACGCAGUUUUUUUUUUUUUUUCUUUUUCUUUUUUUUCCUGUGUGUAAAUUUUACACGAUAACUCCGAGGUGCUCAAUCAUUGUUUUCUAACACCUCCUCUCUGCUCUCUGUACAUACCUAAAGGGGGAGAAAUAACCCUGUUUAUACCUGUUUUGUUUUUUGUUUUCCUCUUUACGAUAGAUCAAGCGUGUACAUACUGUAAGGCUUGUAAAUGGCUUUUCCACGAGGCGACUGAAAGAUGAUGAAACUGUGAGAGAGGGAACAAAGAGGAGACGCCAUUACCGGAUGGCUGAAUGUUACAGCGCGACAUGCGGUCACCUCUUCUGGACGUUAUUCUCAGUGUUUAGUUGGUUUUCUUGGGGGGUUGUUUUUGAGGGGGGGGAGGGUGAACCUGCAGGAACCAGAGUGCCAUUUGAAAGUCAGUUAAGUGUACUUUUUGUCCUGAUUUCUUUUUCUUUCCAACCUCCCCGUCGUCCAGGCGAGGUCGGCGGCUCUCCCGUUGAGAAACUGGACCUGAUGUUGAUCCACAUAGACUGUCAUGUGCGAUAGAAGUGCUGGGAGAGUCACACAAACUGCUUUCUAUGAUUGUACUUUUUCUAAGGAUCUUUUUUUUUUGUUUUUUUGAUUAUUCCGCAGGGGUGUUUUUUUUUGUUUUUUUUUUUUGCAUCGACUGUCUCAAACCGACGUCCGUCCGUUUAUCAGCUCGGCUCAAAAACGAUCAAUUCUGUGUUCAGACAAAUCCUCCAAACGGUAAAAAUGUGAAAAAAAAAACUCUGUGAAUCGAAGCCUUUUUUUCUAGAAUCAACGUUUGAUACUCGAUUUUGAUUAAAUAUUGGAUUCAGGGUUCUAUAAAGGUAGCUGAAAGGAUUUUUUUCUGUCCUCUGUUUUAUAGAAACCUGAGAGAUUCGUAACGACGAAGGCCACGACUUUAGCCACCGCCGCUAGUAAAUAGUUCGUCCUCUUUGUACCGAUACUGAUACUGCAAACAGCAGCGUUACUGAUUCUGUCGUCAGGUGUUUGAACCGACAACAUGUGACUCACGCAGUAGGUUGUUUUCAUGCUUCGUCCAAUCGUGUUUCUCCUCCGUCCACUCCCGCCGUCCGGGUGGGACAGACCACUUCCUCUCCAGGCCGGACGCGGAGUUCCGUGUUUUCUCGCGCACAAAACUCUUCCCCCCCGUUUCCUCCGGCCAUGUUGAAUUGUAAAUAUGUUUAUUUGCUUUAUUUAUGUUCCGAUGCCGUGAUCAAUCCUUUUUUGGGUUGGUGUUAUUACGAAUGCGCUUCAUGCGAUUGGAGUGCGUUGGAAUAUGAUGACUUCUUAUAAGUCUAAAUUUAAUAAACUGUUCUAUACCAUUUGUACA